AUGCAAGGCUUCCGCAACUAUAACAUCGAUGCGCUUCAGCAUCGGGAGCCGAACAGUGGUGGCCUGGCGGUUGACCUGAUGACGGCUCAUCAAUACAGCACGAAAGCAUCACCUCCACUAUCUCCGUUGAGCGGCUGCAAUAGUCCACCGAUGUCGGACCAUGGAGGAAACCAGCAGCAACCGCCACUCGACCCAUCUGUCCGACGCUACCGCACAGCAUUCACGCGAGAUCAACUGGCGCGCCUUGAGAAGGAAUUCUACAAAGAGAACUACGUCUCACGGCCUCGGCGCUGCGAGCUGGCAGCCCAGCUGAACCUGCCCGAGUCCACCAUUAAGGUUUGGUUCCAGAAUCGUCGUAUGAAGGAUAAGCGACAGAGAAUUGCGGUUGCCUGGCCUUAUGCCGCCGUCUAUUCGGACCCUGCCUUUGCCGCCUCCAUCUUGCAAGCCGCGGCCAAUUCGGUUGGCAUGCCCUAUGGCUAUCCUCCAGCGCCUGCGAUGCUCACUCAAAUGCCGGUUCUGCCACCGCCGGUACCAAGCGCGCCCGGUCUGGCAGCGGGCGCACAUGCCUUCACUUAUGGAUAUCCUCGGUAUGCUCCAUACGCAAUACCGCAGCGUACAGCUGUCCCAACAAUGAACACUGGAUUGCCUGCAACUUCUGGACCGAACACUGGACCGUAUUCGGGGACGACCUUGUUGGGUGGCACAAUGCUACCAACCCACUACAACAAUGAUACGCACAGCAUGCCAAAAUCGCAUACCCCGCCGCACGAUACGACGCAUGCUUCCAGUCCCGUCGCCUCACCACACUCAGCCAUUUCGCUUAGUCCCGUUUCCGAACGCUCGAAGUUUGACACAUCCACCUCGACCUCCAACUCGAGUAGCAGUAUCAGUCCGGUAAAGUCGUUGAACGGAUCCACCAAAGGACUUUUACUCGCUGCUGCAGCCGUGGCCGCCGUGAACCAAUCGGAGAUCUCUCCCAUCGCACCACAAACGACCUUGCUAACAAUGACCCCCGAGAAACCGAAACUCUUCAAACCAUACAAAUCGGAAGCAUAA
This is a messenger RNA of Anopheles aquasalis, 1056 nucleotides long. It is a transcript of the gene eve, whose product is annotated as homeobox protein even-skipped. Lineage: Eukaryota; Metazoa; Arthropoda; Insecta; Diptera; Culicidae. Gene Ontology annotation, cellular component: nucleus. Gene Ontology annotation, molecular function: RNA polymerase II cis-regulatory region sequence-specific DNA binding; DNA-binding transcription factor activity, RNA polymerase II-specific. The record is from RefSeq and is a predicted model, not a curated record. Gene Ontology annotation, biological process: regulation of transcription by RNA polymerase II.